UAUAAGUGUAUAAUCUAUGGUCUACACCUCAGUUGUUGUGACAAAUAUCUUAAUUUGUCAAAAAAUAAAAUUUAAUUGCAAUGUCAACAUGGCGACUGCAAUAGGCGAAUUUGAGCCGUGGUUAAUUGAUAAAUUAAAGUCACUGAAAACUGAUGAAGGUGUUUUUGGAUCAUAUAUAUCAAGUAUUUUGGAAAGUGAAGAAACUAUAGAUGAGAAAAAGGACGCUCUGGAAGGCAUACUAUCUGAGAUUGUUGAAAAAGACAUAUCAGAGCACGUAAAUGAAAUAUUAGAGAAGUGGGAGCUAUGCAGACCAAAAGAAGAGAAUCAAAAACCUGCAGCAGGUGUAGAUCUUCAGUUGGCAAAAUUGUUAGAAUCUCAAUCAUUAGCAACUACCACUCGUCGAGAAUACACUGAAGAAGAGAAGAAAAUACGAGAAGCGAUAUUAUCGCAGUACAGUCAGCUCUCUGAUAACGAGCAAGAUCAAGAUAAUGAGGAGGAAACAGAUUGCCAAGAUUUGGUCAGAAACACAAAUGCUUUAGACGUCGCUACUGCUGCUCGUGAGCGACGUGAAAAUGCUCGUCUAGAGGCUCAACGAAAAAAAGAAAAGGACAAAGAAGAUAGAGAGAAGCAAAAAGCCCUUAAAGAAGACAAAAAAGAAAAACGCAAAACACAAAAAGUUGAAAGGAAAAGGUAGCAAUCUUAAACAAUAGCCAAAUAAGCUGCUAUUGUUAUAUUACUAUUAGUAAAUAGGUUGAAAAUUAUUCUUUCUAAUUUUCCUGCAAAAUAUGUGAAAUUUUUGAGACUGCGUUAUAUUGACACAUUUCAUCAGUAAAGUAUUUAUAAUUCUUGUUUAUACAUUUUUAUGCUGACAUAAUUAUUAUUUCCUUGCAAAUUUUUACGUUGCAUGUGUGUAUAGUUACUGUAAAUUGUAUUAAAAUAAAUUAUAAUCAUAAUAGUCA
Messenger RNA from Melitaea cinxia (Glanville fritillary), 959 nucleotides. Its product is annotated as coiled-coil domain-containing protein 43. NCBI's taxonomy places the organism in Eukaryota, Metazoa, Arthropoda, Insecta, Lepidoptera, Nymphalidae. The record is from RefSeq and is a predicted model, not a curated record. The transcript has 4 exons. Bases 17 to 694 code for a protein of 225 amino acids.